This is a messenger RNA of Amblyraja radiata (thorny skate), 2002 nucleotides long. Its product is annotated as LEM domain-containing protein 2. NCBI's taxonomy places the organism in Eukaryota, Metazoa, Chordata, Chondrichthyes, Rajiformes, Rajidae. Gene Ontology annotation, molecular function: chromatin DNA binding. Gene Ontology annotation, biological process: negative regulation of BMP signaling pathway; nuclear envelope organization. The transcript has 9 exons. The record is from RefSeq and is a predicted model, not a curated record. The coding region runs from base 19 to 1992 and encodes 657 amino acids.
CAUCGGCGUCUGGGCAAAAUGGCGGCGAGCGACAUGGAGUUGAGGCGGGAGCUGAAGUCGUUGGGCUACGCGGCGGGCCCAGUCACCGACAGCACCAGGGCGCUCUAUGUGAAGAAAUUAGCCCAGUUGCAGUCGGAGAAGCGGCUGCAGGAAAGGAGCGGGCGGACCACGCGGAGCUCCCGCAGCGUUGGGGGCUCGGCCGCCAUCUCGGCGCAGCGGGAGAGCCUGCGGCCUAGCGCGGCCUUCGCUGGCACCGGGGUCUCCUCCAGUGCUUCCCGGGCCUGGCAGCACCAGGACUACCAGAAUCCAGAGGAGGACGAUACAGACGCCUCGGCCGAUGACAGACCCAAUGCCGGGCGCUGGGAACCAGCGGGCCCUGGGCCAACAGACCGGCCGUACCGGGCAACAUCCUACACCGACUCCCACUCCCAAUCGAGGAGCUCCUAUUCAGACCCGUACGCCAGAACAUUUGACAGCUUGGGUUCAGCACAAGGUGCGGCGACAACUAGCAGCCAGUACUCGGAUCCAUACGCCAGGAUAUUUGACAGUUUGGGUUCAUAUAAAAGGGACAGUCUGCGUUCGGAUAGAUACACGACAAAAACCGAUAGACCGAGUUCAGAUCGAUUUAAGGGGACAACUGAUAAUCUAUUGGCAAAUAAAUAUACAGGAAAAACAGAGAAUCUGUAUUCAGAUCAAUACAAUAGGGAAACUGACAGUACGUUUGCAGAUCGAUAUUUUGGGAGUACUGACAGCCUACAUUCAGAUCGAUAUAAAGGGACAACUGACAGCUUGUUUUCAAAUACAUAUACGAGGGGAACCAGCUGCUUGAAUUUGGCCUCUCGUACAGGAAAACGGCAGGAUACGAGUUCAGAUCCAUACAUAAGGAAAUCAGACAGCCUUUCGUCGGAUCAAUACAGAGGCAAACUUGGCAACUCCUAUUCAAAUACAAGUUCGAAGGGCUUGUAUUCCGAUACCCGCUAUAGAGGGCGGUUAGACAGUUGGUCAGAGAAUGAGGAUGAAAGCCACAUGCACCGAACCUCUGCUAGAACCGCUAAUAAUGAGAAACAAAGGCAUAAAACCCAUCUGGUUCAAUUUGAAUUUUACCUCUCGCGGUUUCUGUACAUAUCCACCAUUGUGCUGUGCCUGGUGUUGUUGGCAUUAGUCUAUGUCAAAGCCUUGGGAUUAGUUGAAGGAUCUCAGGAGAACAUAAAUGAAAAUAUUCAGAUGUUGCCAGUUGAUUGCAGUGGCAAGACAGACACAUUCUGCAGAGCUGAAGAGCACAAAAUGUUAAUGAGGUUAUUGACUGGAAUAUAUGAGUAUUUGGCAGAUGUAGCAGGUAAAUUUGAAUGUGACUCUAACUCACCACUGACAAGUAAAUGUGUGCCUAUGAUUGAUGUAAAGACACAUUUAACACUUUUAAAAGUUCCUAAUGUAAGUAAAUUUAAUGAGGCGCUUCGGUGGAUUAUGCUGAGUUCACGGGACCUUGGAAUUAGAUUAGUUGGUGAAGACUCUGAGGAAAAAAUAACUUCAAUAGGUCAGGUGGCUUGUCUUGAAUCUACUCGUCCACAGAUGAAUUGGUAUUGUCGCCUGCAGCGUGCAUUUUUUACCAUUCUUAGCAGAAUGCUGACUUUUAUUUUGGUUUUGAGUCUUUUAUGGAUUGCAUUGCUACUAUUGAAAUACUAUUCUAGGAAAAUGGAAGAACAACGACAAGCUAUGUAUGAAAUGGUGAAUAAGAUAAUAGCUGUCAUUCGUGCUCACAAUCAAGAAUGGGAAAAGGAUUUGGAACUUGUCCCUUAUGUACCCAUCCCCCAUGUCCGAGACACACUAAUUCAACCCAAAGACAGGAAGAAGAUGAAGAAGAUCUGGCUGAAAUCCGUGCAGUUUCUUGAAGCAAGUGAGUCCCGGAUUCGCACAGAGACAAGCAGAAUAAAUGGACAGGAUUUCUUGGUUUGGAGAUGGACACAGCCUUCAUCCCUCUGUGACUCAAUGUGAUAAAUAUCUA